AUGCCUCGGGAACACAAGACCAAGGCCAAUCUGUUGGCCCUUUAUUGUUUAAUAGAUUUCUUUUCGAUUUCUCUUGUCCAGGCCAGACCGGCGCCCUUUGGCCAGCCUCCAAGCAUCGAAUCUCCACAAGAUCCAUUGAGACGUGAUGCAACAGCUGAGCUGGUCAAGAAGCUUCGCCUGGAAGACACCGGCAUCGGUGUUCCAGCCCUGAAAGCACGACAGGGUCCUGAUGAAAUUGUAUCGGGGAACUCAGGAUAUUCACUGACCGGUAACAACUUUGAGGGAUCAUCUGGUCCUGGAAUAACGGUGACGACCUUUGGAGGCGGCAACCAGUGCGAAAACGGAUCAGGUGGUCCUGUGCUGCUGGAAAUGACGCAGGUUCGAAUGCCGGCGCAGGUUCGAAUGCCGGCGCAGGCUCGAAUGCCGGAGCAGGGUCGGAUGCUGGCGCAGGGUCGGAUGCAGAUGCGAACGCCGGCUCAAAUGCUGGCGCUGGCUCAGAUGCCGACGCGGGCUCAAAUGCAGAUGCGGACGCCGGCUCAGAUGCUGGCGCAGGCUCAAAUGCUGGCGCAGGCUCAGAUGCUGGCGCAGGCUCAAAUGCAGAUGCGGACGCCGGCUCAGAUGCUGGCGCUGGCUCAAAUGCUGGCGCAGGCUCAGAUGCUGACGCAGGCUCAAAUGCAGAUGCGGACGCCGGCUCAGAUGCUGGCGCUGGCUCAAAUGCUGGCGCUGGCUCAGAUGCUGACGCAGGCUCAAAUGCAGAUGCGGACGCCGGCUCAAAUGCUGGCGCUGGCUCAGAUGCUGGCGCAGGCUCAGAUGCUGGCGCAGGCUCAGAUGCUGACGCCGGCUCAGAUGCAGAUGCGGACGCCGGCUCAAAUGCUGGCGCAGGCUCAGAUGCUGGCGCAGGCUCAGAUGCUGGCGCAGGCUCAGAUGCUGACGCCGGCUCAGAUGCAGAUGCGGACGCCGGCUCAAAUGCAGAUGCGGACGCCGGCUCAAAUGCUGGCGCUGGCUCAGAUGCUGGCGCUGGCUCAGAUGCCGACGCAGGCUCAAAUGCAGAUGCGGACGCCGGCUCAAGUGCUGGCGCAAACUCAAACUCCAACAACGGCUCGGAUGCUGGCUCAGGAUCUAGCUCGGAAUCUGGCUCAGGAUCUAGCUCGUCUGGCUCAGGAUCUGGCUCGCAAUCUGGCUCAGGAUCUGCCUCGUCUUCCGGGGGAUCUGAUUCUGGCUCCAGCUCCAGCUCCAGCUCUAGCUCCAGCUCCAGUUCCGGCGCCGCUUAGCGUGCUGGCCCCGCUGUGGCCCGCUCGGCUCAUCGCAACUUCGUGA
This is a messenger RNA of Aspergillus campestris IBT 28561, 1317 nucleotides long. RefSeq lists its product as uncharacterized. Bases 1 to 1317 code for a protein of 438 amino acids. NCBI's taxonomy places the organism in Eukaryota, Fungi, Ascomycota, Eurotiomycetes, Eurotiales, Aspergillaceae. The transcript has 3 exons. The record is from RefSeq and is a predicted model, not a curated record.